This is a messenger RNA of Medicago truncatula (barrel medic), 1779 nucleotides long. RefSeq names its product tRNA (guanine(26)-N(2)/guanine(27)-N(2))-dimethyltransferase. Bases 154 to 1407 code for a protein of 417 amino acids. The record is from RefSeq and is a predicted model, not a curated record. The transcript has 6 exons. Lineage: Eukaryota; Viridiplantae; Streptophyta; Magnoliopsida; Fabales; Fabaceae. Gene Ontology annotation, molecular function: RNA binding; tRNA (guanine) methyltransferase activity. Gene Ontology annotation, biological process: tRNA N2-guanine methylation. Gene Ontology annotation, cellular component: nucleus.
AUCCUUAAAUCCGUAAAAAUAUCCCUCAUUUUAAUUAACUCACAAAACACGUGUAACGGUUCACAGCGUUUUCUUUUUCUUUCUUCAACAGUUUAGGGGGAAAAAAAAGACAAGACAAAAAUUCAGUUACUUCUUUUCCGUCUUCGCUUUCCGAUGUUGUUGUCUUUGUCUUGGUCUUUCACUUUUUCUCCUCAUUCUCCGCAAAAGCAUUCUCGGUGUCAAUGUUGUAAUUUUGUUCCUGGAAACGUUUCUCAAAAGGAACGUGGUUUGGAAUUCAACACCGGCGGUGCAUUUUACCGGCAAGAAAGUGCCACCGGACGUGACCUCGGAGUUCUUGCAGCUUCCUUGCAGAAGAAGGCUAAUGGAAGCUUGCGUGUUCUUGAUGCACUUUGUGGUUGCGGGAUACGGUCGGCGCGGUAUUUGAAGGAAGCUGAAGCUGAUUUUGUUGUAGCUAACGAUGGCAAUGAUAGCUAUGGAAGGAUAAUUGAGGAGAAUUUGAGUCGGGUUUCGGCGAAAGAGGAGGGAAGAUGGGUGGUUACUCAUUUAGAAGCUAAUAGAGUUAUGACUGAUUAUUACAUGCAGAAGAAUUUGUUUGAUUUCAUUGAUGUUGAUUCUUUUGGAAGUGAUUCUUCGUUUUUGAGGUCUGCUAUCAUUACUUUGAAAUUUGGUGGUCUGCUUUAUGUCACUUCAACUGAUGGUUUCUCUUCUGGUGGACACAGGCCUCAUCAUUCUUUAGCUGCUUAUGGAGCUUAUGUGCGCCCUAUGACAUAUUCGAACGAGAUUGGUUUGCGAAUGCUUAUAGGCGGGGUUGUCAGGGAGGCUGCAUUGUUGGGGUACCAUAUAACUCCCUUGUUUUCGUACUAUGCUUAUCAUGGACCUGUUUUCCGGGUCUUGCUCAGAUUGAAUCGCAGGAAGCUUCAUGAUAGUAGACAUUAUGGUUUUAUUGGCCAAUGCGACCAGUGUGGAAAUUCCCAUGAGUUUUCUUGGGACCAACUCGGUCAGAUGAGUUGCUCCUGCAGUGUGUCAAAGGUUUCAGACUCGCUUAAGGUAUCAGGACCUCUUUGGACAGGGCCUCUUCAUGAUGCUGCAUAUCUUACGGAUAUGUUAGAUCUGGCCAAACAGUGGGGAUGGAUUGGUUGUGAUGGUAAAGACAGUCUUGAAAAGCUUAUAAAACUGAUGGUGGAUGAAAGUGACCCCAGGUUGCCAUUUGGGUAUAUCAAGUUGGAUGAGAUGGCAAGCCGUGCAAAAAUCAAUAGUCCACCUCUCAGGGCCUUGAUGAGCGCCAUGCAUGAGAAGGGUUAUGCUGCCAGCAGGUCUCACAUAACCGCAAAUGCAAUUAAAACAAAUUGCCCCAUGACAGAAUUCAUUAGUAUAGCUAAAGAACUAGUGCUGAUAUCUGUCUCUUGAUGGUUUGGCCUCUAAAGGUUCCUCUGAGCAUUUGUUAAUGUUCGCAUGAGUUGAAGGUCAUAUCUCAAUUUUUUUGUUAAACAAUAGUUGUUUUAUGAUAGUAACAUAAUGAAAGGUGAGCCACUCCGUGGGGAAAUGGAAUGACUUUGAUAUAAAUAGGAAGGGGACAUACUUCAUAUUUUGGUUGAUGAAGUUGUUGAUCUUGCAAGGUUGCAAGUAUAUUUCCUUUUGACAUUCCACUCAGCUGAUCAUGCAUUAUCUAAUCAUUCAUUUCUCUGGUGUGAUGUUCUGUACUGCUCUAAAUUAUGCAUUUCUAAUGGAGGCUUCUUUGGGCUCUUUUGGAUUAGUGAAUAAACAAAGUUCAGUCACAAA